This is a messenger RNA of Oncorhynchus keta (chum salmon), 3841 nucleotides long. RefSeq names its product cytokine receptor common subunit beta-like. The record is from RefSeq and is a predicted model, not a curated record. The transcript has 13 exons. NCBI's taxonomy places the organism in Eukaryota, Metazoa, Chordata, Actinopteri, Salmoniformes, Salmonidae. Gene Ontology annotation, biological process: immunoglobulin mediated immune response; cytokine-mediated signaling pathway. Bases 160 to 2574 code for a protein of 804 amino acids. Gene Ontology annotation, molecular function: protein binding; cytokine receptor activity. Gene Ontology annotation, cellular component: external side of plasma membrane.
AUAGAGAGAGAGAGUGUGAGUGAGUGAGUAAGACUUUUUGUAUCUGAGCCAUUUUUCUCUGAACUCUGACAGGUAUAGCAGUCAGUCCACAUAAUGCGGGCCCAGGAUGGUCUAGAUCUAGAAGGUUAAUUACUGAGACCCACCUGCUGAACCUUACCCAUGUUCUUCUGCUCCAGGGGACCUGUCCUCCUGCGCUCCCCGGGAAACAUGCUCCUCUUCUGGAUGUCUUGUGGAUCACUUCUCCCUCUCCUGGUCCUUUGCAAUAACGGACAAGAAUGCUGCACCAUCCAGGAGAACACACAAUAUCAUGUGUCCCCUGUGCUUGAGUCCCUGCGGUGCUACAAUGACUACAGCUCCUACGUCCGCUGUAGCUGGGAGGAGAGUCCACACCCGUCCUCACAGCCAUUAGCCCUAUACUACUGGGACAGCCCUGAGAACCGUGAGUCCUUGUGUAAACCCUAUGGUCAGCGAGCACGGAAUCCCAACAACAUCAAGCUCACUGCCCAGUGUCAGUACAACACUAAAUACUUUGGCAUCAAUACCAACCAUGUCUUCUUCUUCAAUACCUCCUGUCCCCCUGCCCUGCUUCUGUCUAAGAAUGUGAGAGUGCGUCCACCAGUCCGCCUAUCACAGAAGCUUGUAGAGAGAGGGGGCUGUUUGCUCCGCUGGGAAAGCCCCUACCCGCCAUCAUCCCUCUUGACCCCCACUCUCAACUACCAGGUCAACUACAGGAGGUCAAACCAAGAUGACUGGACAGCAGUGGAGGUUCAGGACACCCAGCUGAGUGUGAAGGCUGAGGCUCAGGUGCCCGGCUUCCAGUAUGAAGCCAAGGUGAGGGCAAGGAUGAAGACGGGACUGUGGAGCGAGUGGAGCCCCCUAGUGACCUGGUUGACUGAGGAGGACCCUGUGCCAGGCCCCUCCAAUGCACAGUGUGUGUUGGAUAAUGAGACUGCGGUGACAUGCAGUUGGGAGGUGAAGAGAGACCUGGCUCAGUUCCUUACCUUCCACCUGUCCUGCAAACACAACCACACUGCACCAGCCCAGAAAUGCUGUGAUAACACCAUGGUCGGCAUUACAUCCAGGGGUCCAGUGCUAGAAUACAGCUGCUCCUUCCAUGUCCAAGACUUAGAGCAGCUAGAGGUGGAGCUUGUACCCACACGCAACAGCAAAAAGUUUAAAACACACAAAAACAUUCGUCCAAACCGUCCACUCAAAGUGCAGAUAGAAGAGAGAGAUGGGAACUGGAUUCUAAAAUGGAAUCCGCCUCAUUUUUAUCUGACCGAUCAUGUGCACUAUCAGGUGCAAUACUGGAGUAAUGAGACUCAGGAGGAUACUACGUUCCUCAAUGUCUCCCAGGGGUCCCGCUCGCUCUCCAUCCUGGGGGUGUCCCUGCGCCCCUCUGAGCGCUACCUGGUUAUGGUGAGAGCCCUGGUGGGACCAGGAAAGAGUGAUACUUUUGACGGAGCCCCUUCAGAAUGGACCGACCCAGUGGAGUGGACCACACAACCAGCUUCCUGGUCCAUCACCACCUUCCUCUACGUCUUCAUCAGUAUACUGGUGGCCAUUGUCUUCAUCGCUCUCUAUGUUACCAUACCAGCCUGUCACAGGAGGGUAGUCCUGUGGGAGGUGUCUGUCCCGUCGCCCCUCAAGAGCAAGGUACUGGGAGAGGUCAUUAAGAAAUCUCCUGAUAGGUUGUUAUUCCAUGAGAGUGAGAGAAGUGAGAAGACCUACAUCUGCAGGGUACAGACACAGGAGAGCAGGGAGGAUAACAGUCUCUGCUCCAGCUGCUCUUCAGAUAGUCCAUUGUGGUUGAACUCAGAUGUAAAAGCAAAUGGACUGUUCCAUUCCAUUACCAAGGAGGGGUGGAAGAAGUAUGACCCAAACUCUUCCUCCCUCCAUUUGCUGUCUGUGGACAGAUCUGGCCCUCCUGCUCUAGACUCAUCCGGCUUCAGCUUCAGUGGCCCUUACAUCUUCUGUGGCGACAGUUCACCGGCGCCGAGUGAGUUUCUGAGUCUGGAGCCUCCCUGUGAGGAGUCCGACAACACUCUCUUUAACUCUGAACCCACUUCUCCGUCCUCCUCGGAGAGGUCUGCCCCAUCCCUCUCGGAGUCGAGUGAGGGCUACGUGGUGAUGCCUGUCUGUGCUGGCCUGUCCAGAUCAACAGAGGGAGUGUCGGAUGGUGUUACGAGCGCUGUAGUAGCGGACGACAGUAAGAACACUGGUAACAACAACGGCAACAACGACAUCAUGGCAUGGCCCAAGUCAGAGCUCCUCCCACCCGGACCUAGCUCUAUGCCCACCUGCUCACCACCCAGUGAGAAUGAAGACCCUCCUCCAGCGUACACACCCCCAACCACCACCCCUCCCACCUUGCCCCCAGUGGGCCCUACCCUACACACCUCUGGGUACUGCUUCCUCCCGGCCCUACAGACACUUGGGGGCUGGGGCCAUGUGCAGUCUUCUGGACCACCUAAAGGGGGCAGUCAAGAGCAGCAGGCCUGUAGGAGGGAGAUGAGUCAGGAGGAGCAGUGCAAGGAGGAUCCAUAUGUCAGACUGUCCCAGCUAGCCACUUAGCUAACUAGCUAACCCCAUCUAAUGCUGGACUACAUGAGGGCCACUAUACGUCACUGUUCUCAAUAUUUGAUCCAUUCUAACACUAACACACCUGUCUCAACUAAUCACAAGAGCUUGACUAUUAGUUGGACUAGUUCAUUCAGGUGUGUUAGUGUUGGAAUGGACCACAUGUGUAAAACUACUGAUUUGUGGUCACUGAAGACUGAGUUGAGGUUGAGAAACACUUCUAUUUCUGUGAGGGAAAACUGUUGGAGCCUCAUAGAGAAGCCUCCCUUGAUUACUCACAAUGCCCAGCAGAUGGCAUCACUGUACUUACUGUGUAUCUGUUGAACUCACAAGAGGUGGCCUAUGGAUUCUACUGUAAGGACUAACUACAAACACAGAAGCAUACUGCAGUAAGCCUCUGGGUGGUAAGGUGACUGAGGGCCAGAUUCCCAGGUUUCCACCACAUCACAUAGAUGGUACAUGUGUAACAGGGUGGCACUGUCGAGUUGGUGAAUUUAUGCCUCUGUCAGUGCCAGUGGCUGUUCCUGUCGUUCCACAGCAGGGGUCGGGCCGCGGGCCGCAAAGUGCUGUGUUACAGAAUGCGAAUGGUGAUGACGGUCUCCUGGUCGAAUGUCAUUCGUCACAAGCUUUGUAAACAACUGGUGUAGACUUACAGUGAAAUGUUUAAUUAUGGGCCCUUCCCAACAAUGCAGAGAGAAAAAUAUAGAGAAAAAGAAUAACACAAGGAAAACAUCCACAAUGGUUAUAUACACGGGGUACCAGUACUGAGUAGAUGUGUAGGGAUACAAGGUAAUUGAGGUUGAGUUGUUGAAUGCAGCCUUGUGCCUCUGUCGGCGCCAGGUGUGUGAGAUUGUUGAUUGUAAUUAAGGGUGUGGCCUUCAGUAUUUUACCUGGCUGUUCUUGUUGGUUCUACAGAUAUGCAUUACCAUGAGAAUGACAAAUUCUGAAGCAUAUCCGGGGAUCUUGUGUUCAUGGCAAGAGUACCCGUAUGCCAAUUUGACCCGCUCUCCUUCACCCAUGGCAUGCCCUCCUGAGAGUAUUGUGCAACAUGUCCUGUGACCACGAGUAAUUGAUCUGAUCUGUGUUAUGCCAUAGCUCAGGCAUAUAUCGAAUGUAAUUGUGGAUUUGUAUGUCAACUAAAAAAUGUUUUAUGUCCUGUGAUAAGGAAUCAGUAUGAGCUAGAGCUUCCAAGGAACAUGUAUGCCUGGAGAUGAAAAUAUUGUUUUGUUUGCUGUAAAAUAAAGUAAUGUUGUUUGCUACA